This is a messenger RNA of Heterostelium album PN500, 2067 nucleotides long. RefSeq names its product RhoGAP domain-containing protein (gene mgp2). Gene Ontology annotation, cellular component: cytoplasm. NCBI's taxonomy places the organism in Eukaryota, Evosea, Eumycetozoa, Acytosteliales, Acytosteliaceae. Gene Ontology annotation, biological process: signal transduction. Gene Ontology annotation, molecular function: GTPase activator activity. The transcript is spliced from 3 exons. The record is from RefSeq and is a predicted model, not a curated record. Bases 1 to 2067 code for a protein of 688 amino acids.
AUGAAUACUUCAUCCGGAAAAUUAAAGUUUUCAGAAAAUCUAUGGGAAGGAUUCGAUUUGUUAUGUAAGAGAACAGAGAAUGAUUUACAACAAUCAAAGAAUAUUUUGAUGUUUUUCAAAAAGAGAGCGGAACUCGAAGAUCAACACGCCAAGAAGUUGGAGAAACUGGCGUCGAAGCUCAUCGGUCAGAACGAUUCGUUGGAAGUAUCCACCACUAAUAAUGGUUGGAAAAAGAUUGUGAAUUCAACGUAUUUCGAGUCGGAACAACAUCAAACAUUCAAUGGUAGCAUCUUGAACAAAGUUUGUCAGCCAUUCCAAGCGAUGAUCAAGGAUAUGGAGUCGAAACGAAAGAAGAUCGUCAACGACGGUACACGUCUGCGAGUCGACAUGAAAGGCAUGAUUGAAGCACUCAAGAAAUCGCAAACCAAAUACGAAAAGGUGUCAAAGGAGUUGGAGUUGACUCGACUGGAGCUGAAAGACCUGCGUGAGCAGCCAGACACCGCCAGUGACAUUGCCAAGCUCGAAAAGAAGAAAGAACGUCUCGAGUUGGAACAAGCACAGAACGAUGAUGAAUACAAAGAGCAAAUCAAAGCAACCAACGAUUUCCAGAAUCUUUACAACACAGAAUUAAUGCCAAAGAUUUUAAAUGAUUUCGAGCAUUUCAUGGUUACACAUAUACAUUUAACAAGAACAUAUUGGGUAAAUUGGACAAAGAUUAUCAAUGAUUUACCACCUGUCUACUCACAAUCCUACGAGGGUGUGAAGCGAUUGAUUGAUCAAGUCGAUAAUCAAAAUGAUGUCCAAGACUUUAUAAAGAAGAAUAUGAUGAAGAAAGUUGUUGGUACAGCAUUCCAAUAUGAACCAUACGUCGAAGGAAAACUUCAAAAGAAAUCUGGUUGGAAUACGAAAACACUGAGAGAUCAAUUCUUCUCGAAAUCAUCGACCAAAAAGGAGGAUCCAAUGUCACCAAACACCUCUGUCACCAAUCUAUAUAAGCCAUCGGUCAAAGAACCAUUGUUACCAACAGCAUCGUACGGUGUAUCACUCGAGGAACUGAUGAUAAAACAGCGGGACACUCAUCCAACUCUCGAAGUUCCACGUGUCCUCGUAGUGCUGGCGGAAGUCAUUUGCAAGCUGAAAGGACACGUCCAAGAAGGUAUUUUCAGAGUUCCAGGAAUUGUCAGUUCCAUCAAAGAGUAUCGUUUGCAAAUCGAUCGUGCCAACUUUGAUUUGUCGGCUAUCGACGACGUGCGUACACCGGCAGCGCUCUUCAAGCAGUGGCUGCGUGAUAUCCCCGAACCAAUCAUCCCACUGUCACUCUACCAGAAUUGCAUAGAGAAUCCAGCGGGCUCCAUGGAGUUGGUCAAGCGAAUUCCAGCCAUCAAUUUCAAGGUGCUCAGCUACCUGAUAAAUUUCGUCCAGAUCUUCUGUCGCUACGAAUUCGUUGCCCACUCAAAGAUGGGCAGCAGCAACAUGGCAAUGAUAUUCGCACCGACCAUUCUCCGAUGUCCAUCGAACGAUCCAUCGGUGAUGUUGAGCAACGUCAAUCACGAGAAGGCAUUCGUUGAGAAUCUCAUCCAGAAUUUCCCGCCACCCGAACGUGAAUUCCUUGGUUUGCCAGUUAGUUCUGCCGACGCCAUCAUGGAGGAAGACGGUGACAUUGAAGAGCUGAUGGUUGAUGAAGACGACGAUAUCAAUAACAAUAUUAAAUCAGAUGAUGAGAUUGAACCAGUUUCACAACCGCAACAAGAUGAACCAGUAUUUGAGAAAAAACGACCAACAUCAACAACUUCAACACCAACUACCACUUCAACUAAUGAAACAACAACAGCUGAUAUAUCUACACUUUCACUUUCAGGCGGAGCCAGCAAUAGCAAUAGUAAUAAUAAUAGUCCAAGUUUGGAAAGUUCAACACCAACACAAACAACAACAACAACAACUCCAACUACCAAUACAACUAUUCUGACAAAUGUAACACCAAGUUCAGGAAAUAGAAGAUCAUCAGCCCAAUUAGGUUGGGUAAGAGUCAAGCCAGGAGCGCAACAGCAACAGCAACAACAACCUUAA